AUGAUGUGUGCCGCUGCGGCAGCGGCCGCCGCCUGUGGGGGGAUUCUACCAUCCUCGUCGCCGUCGAUCGGGCUGGGAGUCCGGGUCAUUUACGGACUAGGAGCCGAUCUCUCCUCCAUUGGGCCGGGCAUGGGUUCCUGUCCGACACCCGGAGCCCAGUCUGACUGUCGGACUCGGUACCAGCUUUUACUCUCAGGAAGAGCCCUGGCGGAAAGAUACCGAAGGAUUUACACGACUGCCAUCAACGAUAAAGAGCAAGGAAUAAACCCUGGAAGGGGGAAAAAGGCAUUGAAUAAGAAGAAGCUGAAAAGACGACAAAAGGUGAAGUCCAAAGUCAAAUCGAGGACAAAGACUGAGAGUUUCGAUGGCGCCUUCUGCGUUCCUGACAUCAAGCUACACAGCAACCCGUCGGCGUUCAACGUCUACUGCAACGUGCGCCACUGCGUGCUGGAAUGGCAGCAGAGGGAGGCCUCGUUGGCGCUGGCAUCCAGGAGCUCGGUGCAGAGUGGCGACUCUGAUAGCGAGGAGGAGGAAGAAUACCGCGAGCCUGCCGUCAAGCUGCCAAAGAUCAUCGGUAUCGGCCUGUGUGGGGUCUUUGAGCUGAUCAAGGAGACGCGCUUCUCGCACCCCUCGCUGUGUCUGCGCAGUCUGCAGGCUUUGUUGGACAUGCUGCAGGGGCAACAGCCCGAGGGCUUCCAGACCGAGCCACCCGACGUGCUGGAGUCCCUUUUCCAGCUUCUGCUGGAGACCACGGUUCGAAGCACGGGCCCCAAUGACCCGACGGGACAGGCUAUCACAGCCCUGUCCUGCGCCUGCCUUUUCAGCCUGGUUGUUUCCUGGGGUGACACUGGCAAGAUUCUGCAGGCCGUCUCCGCUAUCCUCACCAACAAUGGCAGUCACGCUUGCCAGACCAUACAGGUGCCCACCAUAUUGAACGCCUUGCAGAGGAGCGUCCAGGCAGUUUUGGUAGGAAAGAUUCAGAUCCAGGACUGGUUUGGGAAUGGCAUCAAACGAGCCGCCUUGAUGAACAAAUGGGUGCUGAAAGGCGUGACCAUCGACGAAGACGAACGCUGCCUCCUGCAGACGGACGGUUCCUUCCUCUACUUGCUCUGCAAGGACGGACUGUACAAAGUUGGCUCGGGGUACAGCGGCACAGUCAGGGGUCAUGUUUACAACUCCACAUCCCGCAUUAGGAAUCGGACAGAGAAGAGAUCGUGGCUGGGCUUUGCACAGGGAUACUUGCUAUACAGAGACACAGGUAACCACAGUAUGUCAGCCAUCAAGAUCAGUCCCGAGACACUGGAGCCUGAGGGGGCUGUCACCAUGCCAGGUCAGCACUCAGAUGGACAGAACAUACUCUUCACGGACGGAGAGCACAUCAACCAAAUAGCAGCCUGCAAAGAUGAUGGUUUUGUGGUGCGCAUCUACACAAUGAGCUCCGACCCCAGCCUGCAGCAGGAACUGCAGUUAAAACUGGCGAGGAAGUGUCUGCACGCCUGCGGCAUCUCCCUCUUCGACCUGGAGAAGGAUCUACACAUCAUCAGCACGGGCUUUGAUGAAGAGGCAGCUUUACUUGGAGCUGGCAGGGAAUUUGCACUGAUGAAAACUGCAUCUGGCAAGAUCUACUACACAGGAAAGUAUCAAAGCCUAGGAAUAAAGCAGGGAGGCCCUUCUGCUGGCAAAUGGGUGGAACUUCCUGUUACCAAAUCUCCAAAGAUCCUUCAGUUCUCCGUCGGUCACGACGGCUCCCACGCGUUAUUAGUUGCUGAAGAUGGAAGCGUCUUCUUCACCGGCUCUGCGAGCAAAGGAGAAGACGGCGAAUCCACUAAAAGCCGGCGACAGCCCAAACCCUACAAGCCUAAGAAAAUGAUUAAAUUAGAGACCAAGAUGGCCGUGUACACGGCGUGCAACAACGGCAGCAGCAGCAUCGUCACCAAGGACGGCGAGCUGUACAUGUUCGGAAAGGAUGCCAUUUACAGUGACAGCACUUGCCAAGUGACCGACCUGAAAGGCCACGUUGUGACCCAGGUUGCCAUGGGAAAGGCCCACACGUGCGUCUUGACCAAAAAUGGGGAGGUGUGGACCUUUGGCGUAAACAAUAAGGGCCAGUGUGGUCGAGACACAGGGGCCAUUAGCCAAGUGGGGAAAGCGUUCGGCGUGGAGAACAUGGCCACGGCCAUGGAUGAGGACCUGGAAGAUGAGCUGGAAGAGAAGGAAGAGAAAAGCAUGAUGUGUCAGCCUGGCAUGCACAAGUGGAAGCUGGACCAGUGCAUGGUUUGCACCGUAUGCGGCGACUGCACGGGUUACGGCGCCAGCUGUGUCAGCAGCGGGAGGCCUGAUAGAGUACCAGGCGGCAUCUGCGGCUGCGGCUCAGGAGAGUCCGGUUGUUCUGCUUGCGGAUGCUGCAAGGCUUGUGCUAGGGAGCUGGAUGGUCAGGAGGCUCGACAGAGAGGCAUCUUCGAUGCAGUCAAAGAGAUGAUCCCAUUGGACCUCCUUCUAGGAGUGAACAUCGAGGAGCACAUACAGAUCCGUCAGGAGGAGAAACGGCAAAGGAUCAACCGCCGACACAGGCUGGAGGAGGGACGAGGCCCCAUUGUUUACCCCGGUACCAUUUUAAUGAACCAGCGUGAGCAAGCCCUAGCCAGAAUAAGACCCCUUCAGGCACUAAGGCAUAAACCGGACAAGCACAAAGAUGGCAGUAGUGAGCGCGGUGAGAAAGAUGCCAGUAAAAUCACCACAUAUCCACCCGGUGCGGUCAGGUUUGACUGUGAGAUGCGGGCUGUGCAGGUCAGCUGCGGUUUUCAUCACUCGGUGGUGUUAAUGGAGAAUGGAGACGUCUACACAUUUGGCUACGGGCAACAUGGCCAACUUGGACACGGUGACGUAAACUCCAGGGGAUCUCCAACUCUUAUCCAGGCUCUCCCGGGUCCGAGUAUUCAAGUAACGGCAGGCAGCAACCACACCGUUGUUCUUCUAGUCGACGGGCAGGUCUUCACUUUCGGUAGUUUCUCGAAAGGACAACUCGGGCGACCUAUCCUCGACAUGCCGUACUGGAACGCCAAGCCGUCCCCCAUGCCCAACAUCGGCGCCAGAUACGGACGAAAAGCCACCUGGAUCGGCGCCAGCGGAGACCAGACGUUCCUGCGGAUUGACGAGGCGCUCAUCAACUCCCACGUGCUGGCCACUUCGGAGAUCUUUGCCAGCAAACACAUCAUCGGCUUGGUGCCGUCCUCCGUGUCCGAGCCGCCUCCGUUCAAAUGUUUACUCAUUAACAAAUUGGACGGAAGCUGCCGCACCUUCAAUGAUUCCGAGCAGGAGGACCUGCAGGGGUUUGGACUCUGCCUGGACCCGGUGUACGAUGUCAUAUGGAGGUUCUUACCAGCAUCAAGAGAGAUGUGGUGUUACAACGCAGUAAUAGCCGACGCCAGGAUGCCGUCUGCCACAGACUUACAGGCCCGCUGUGGCAUCCUGAGCCCUGAGCUCGCGCUGCCUGCGGGGUCACAUGCCACCACCACCCGCUCACAUGGCGCCUUACACAUUCUUGGCUGCCUGGACACCCUGGCGGCCAUGCAAGAAUUAAAGAUGGGCGUGACCAGCGCCGAGGAAGAGACGCAGGCAGUAAUGAAGGUCUACUCCAAGGAGGACUACAGCGUGGUGAACCGUUUCGAGAGUCACGGUGGCGGUUGGGGCUACUCGGCGCACUCUGUGGAGGCCAUUCGCUUUUGCGCUGACGCUGACAUCUUGCUGGGCGGGCUGGGCCUGUUCGGUGGGAGAGGAGAGUAUACUGCUAAAAUCAAGCUUUUUGAACUGGGGCCCGAUGGAGGCGACCAUGAGACAGACGGAGAUCUGCUUGCUGAGACUGACGUACUGGCUUAUGACUGUGCUGCCAGGGAGAAAUACGCCAUGAUGUUUGAUGAGCCAGUGUUGCUUCAGUCAGGCUGGUGGUACGUAGCUUGGGCCCGAGUAUCAGGUCCUAGCAGUGACUGCGGAUCCCACGGACAAGCCACCAUCACUACUGAUGAUGGCGUGGUAUUCCAGUUCAAAAGCUCCAAGAAGUCAAACAAUGGAACAGACGUCAAUGCAGGGCAAAUACCUCAGCUGCUUUACAGGCUUCCUUCGAAUGAUGGCAAUGCAUCCAAAGGGAAACAGCAGACCAGCGAGCCGGUUCACAUCCUUAAGCGCUCUUUUGCUCGGACAGUGUCUGUGGAGUGCUUCGAGUCCCUUCUCAGCAUCCUCCACUGGAGCUGGACUACUUUAGUUCUGGGUGUGGAGGAACUGCGAGGCCUGAAGGGCUUUCAGUACACAGCUACCCUGCUAGACCUGGAGAGGUUGCGUUUUGUGGGCACCUGCUGCCUCCGCUUGCUCCGGGUCUACAUCUGUGAGAUAUUUCCCAUCGCUGCCAGCACCAAAGCUGUGGUGGAGGAGUCCAGCAAGCUGGCCGAAUGCGUGGGAAAGACACGCAGCCUGCUGAAAAAAAUCCUGUCCGAGAGCACGGAUAACUGCCUGACCAAGCUGGACAACGACCCGCAGGGCUACCUGUCCCAGCCACUAACACUGUUGGAAGCAGUGCUGCAGGAGUGCCACAACACCUUCACUGCUUGCUUUCACUCUUUCUACCCGACGCCGGCACUGCAGUGGGCUUGUCUCUGUGACUUGCUGAACUGUCUGGAUCAGGACAUCGCAGAAGCCAACUUUCGUACAUCCAGCAGCCGUCUACUGGCGGCCGUGAUGUCCGCUCUGUGCAACACAUCGGUCAAGCUGACGUCCAUUCUGCCCAUCGCGUACGACGGCGAGGUCCUGCUGCGCUCAUUGGUCAAGCAAGUCAGCACGGAAAAUGACUCGGCCCUCGCUCACCGCUUUCCCCUGCUCGUGGCCCAUAUGGAGAAGCUAAGCCAUACCGAGGAGAACCUGAUGGGAAUGACUAGCUUCAGGGAAGUCCUGGAGAAAAUGCUGGUGAUCGUAGUGCUUCCUGUGAGGAAGAGCUUGAGGAAAGAGGUGGAGCUCUUCUCUCCGCACCUGGUGUCCAACACUUGCGGCCUUUUGGCUUCCAUCGUCUCCGAGCUUACCGCCUCUGCCCUGGGCUCUGAGGUGGAUGGUCUGAACUCGCUUCACUCAGUGAAAGCGUCCCCCAACCGUUUCACAAAGACGAGCCAGGGCCGCAGUUGGAACACGGGCAACGGUUCCCCGGAUGCCAUCUGCAUGACCGUGGACAAGCCGGGCGUCGUCUUGGUGGGCGUCUGCGUGUACGGAGGCGGCGGAAUCCACGAGUAUGAACUGGAAGUGCUCGCCGACGAUGCACAGACCGAGCACCCGGGUGACUCCGCACACUCGCACAGGUGGACAUCUCUCGAGCUGGUAAAAGGGACGUAUAGCACCGAUGAUUCACCCAGUGAUAUUGCGGAGAUUCGCCUGGAUAAGGCAGUGCCACUCAAGGAAGGGGUAAAAUACGCUGUGCGAUUGCGCAACUACGGCAGCCGCACCGCAAACGGAGACGGCGGCAUGACCACGGUGCAAUGCUCCGACGGCGUGUCUUUCACCUUCAGCACUUGCAGCUUGAGUAGCAAUGGCACCAACCAGACUCGCGGACAGAUCCCUCAGAUUUUAUACUACAGGAGCGAAUAUGAUGGCGAUCUCCAGUCGCAGUUGUUGAGCAAAGCCAACGAAGAAGACAAAAACUGCAGCCGGGCGCUUUCUGUGGUCAGCGCGGUGGUCAGAGCGGCCAAGGACUUGCUUCACAGGGCUUUUGCCGUCGACGUGGAUGACAUCCCUGAGCUGCUAAGCUCUUCUAGCCUCUUCUCCAUGCUGCUUCCUCUUAUCCUAGCGUACAUUGGCCCUGUGGCUGCAUCUGUACCAAAGGCUGCUGUUGAGGUCUUCGGGCUGGUCCAAGAGCUGCUUCCCGCCGUUUCGGCCCUCAACCAAAAGUACGCGCCACCCACGUUCAACCCCAACCAAUCGACGGACAGCACGACUGGCAAUCAGCUGGAGCAGGGACUGUCCGCCUGCACCACGUCCAAUCAUUACUCCGUGAUCGAGAGCGAUCACCCUUACAAACAGGCUGGCGUCACACAAUACAAGGUCUCGUUCCCCGAUUGCGUACGAUGGACGAGCAUCGAGUUCGACCCGCAGUGUGGCACGGCUCAGCCUGAAGACGUCCUUCGCCUGCUCAUCCCCAGUCGCACUCUUCACCUGUCCUGUUUGGGCGGUAAACCUCUGGUCCAUGACACCAUCAACACCUGGACCGAGCUCAGGAAAUUUUCAGGCUCCACAGGCUGGCCGACUUCAGUGCUCGUGCUGCCGGGAAAUGAAGUCUUAUUUUCACUAGAAACGGCCUCUGAUUAUGUGAAGGAUGAAAAGGCAUCCUUCUAUGGCUUUAAAUGUGUGGCUGUGGGAUAUGAAUUCAAUCCAGGUCCUGAUGAGGGUAUCAUCCAGCUGGAGAAAGAGUUGGCGUACUUGGGUAGUGUGUGUGCUGCAGCGCUAAUGAAGAAAGACUUAGCGCUCCCCAUAGGCAAUGAGCUGGAGGAGGACCUAGAAAUCCUAGAGGAGGCUUCUCUUCAGGUCUGUAAAGCACACGCAGGGAUCCUGGGGAAGGGUCUUGCGCUGUCACAUCCCCCCAUCAUCCUGGAGGCCCUGGAAGGAAACCUGCCCUUGCACCUUCAAACCAACGAGCACUCCUUUCUUGAGGACUUCAUAACAUGUGUGCAGAACUCAAGCGGAGGACGUCUCGCAAGGUGGCUGCAACCAGACUCUUACGCCGACCCUCAGAAGACAUCUCUAAUCCUGAACAAAGAUGACAUACGCUGCGGUUGGCCUGCGACAAUUGUCGUACAGACCAAAGACCAAUACGGAGAUGUGGUGCAUGUUCCCAACAUGAAGGUGGAAGUCAAGGCCGUGCCUGUUUCUCAAAAGAAGUCGCUGCAGCCGGACAAUGUGAAAAAAUUGCAGCGAUUGACCGGAAGCUGCUCUCCGGUGUGUUCUGGGCCGGAUCUCACCUUCGGAGGUCUUCCGCCACCUAAGUUAGAGGCCACGUACGAGCCUAUGAUCGUGAAAGAAGCCCGCUACAUCGCCAUCACUAUGAUGAAGGCAUAUGAAAGCUAUUCUUUUGAGGAGCUACGUUUUGCUUCCCCUACUCCAAAGAGGCCAAGUGAGAACAUGCUGAUCCGUGCCAACACUGACGGAACAUACAGUGCCAACUGGACCCCAGGAGCAGUCGGACUCUAUACAAUCCACGUCACCAUUGAUGGAAUUGAAAUAGAUGCAGGUUUGGAAGUAGAAGUUAAGGACCCUCCCAAAGGCAUGAUACCACCCGGGACGCAGAUGGUCAAACCCAAGGCAGAGCCCCAACCCAGCAAGGUCCGCAAAUUUGUGUCCAAGGAUAGCGCAGGCCUUCGUGUGCGCAGUCACCCCUCCCUGCAGAGUGAACAAAUAGGCAUAGUGCAUGUCAAUGGCACAAUCACUUUCAUUGAUGAGAUUCACAAUGACGACGGCGUGUGGCUCAAGCUCAAUGACGAAACGGUGAAGAAGUACGUUCCAAGCAUGAACGGCUACACUGAGGCCUGGUGCCUUUCUUUUAACCAGCACCUGGGCAGGAGCCUUCUGGUCCCCGCUGACGUGGUCAACUCAGAGGGAACAUGGGUGCAGCUGGAUAAAAACAGUGUCGUGGAGUUCUGCGAAAGUGACGAGGGAGAGGCCUGGUCACUGGCAAGAGACCGCGGAGGUAACCAGUACCUUCGCCACGAUGAAGAGCAAGCGCUGCUUGAGCAUGGCGCCCAGACUCCGCCACCAAGCCCUUUCUCAGUGCAGGCCUUCAACAGAGCCGCAACGUCUAAUGGAGCUCAGGGUUUUGAUUAUGGACUCUCCAACAAUAAAGGUGAACGAGGAAACCUGAUGACCGGCGCACGAUCCAUGUCCCCGGCCUCCAAACACCAUCAAGAGAAUCGUUCACCCAAACAAGAGAGUCGAGGGAGAGUCAAAACGGGUCAAGAUGGAUCGCUCUCUGCCAGCGAAGCCCUCAUUCUGCGCUCCGACACGGCCAAACUGCGCUCCGAUUCUCACGGCCGUUCUCACUCACCGAAUCACAACACUCUGCAAGCGCUCAAAUCUGAAGUCAGAACAUCAGGACACCGGUCCGACUCGCCCAACGUCAGCUCUCGCUCCUCCUCGCCUAAACAAAAAGGAACGUCCUCUUCCGGCAGAUCCAGUCCUUCCAGCACCUCCUCUUCAACACAUCAUGACAAGAACAUCCAGCCGAAAGUUAGCCCGUCAUCCAAAGCCCGUCUAGAACCUCCUAGAGAGAGAUCCAAGUCUGAUUCCUACACUCUGGACCCGGACACUCUCAGGAAGAAGAAGAUUCCUCUUACGGAACCUAUACGAGGCAGAUCCACCUCCCCGAAACCAAAACUGUCUCCCAAAGAUCCAAACCAAGAAGUUAUCUGUAACACGGAGAACCGCGUUCCUUCCCCCCACGUGACCCAAGAGAACCUGCACAGCGAAGUGGUGGAGGUGUGUUCCUCAAGUACUCUUCUCUCAAACGAGGACACGAACGAUGAAAACGUAGAGGUGCAGGACUCCGAGGAGUCCUUGUGCAAGGUGCACUUUAGCAUCGGAAAGGCCCCGGUUAAGGAGGAGCUGGAGAGUCGUUCUUCGCCCAAAGUCAGCCGCAAAACCUCUAGUCGACACUCCCGGCCAAAGAAGGACAAAUCCGGACCCCUAUUCAAAGCGGAGAGCGCGCAACGGAUAUGCGAGCCCGCCAAACAGGCCAUGUCCCCAUCGGUUGCAGAAUGCUCCCGUGCGGUCUUCGCGGCGUUCCUCUGGCAUGAAGGUAUCGUCCACGACGCCAUGGCCUGUUCGUCCUUCCUCAAGUUCAACCCGGAUUUAACCAAAGAGCACGCUCCCAUACGCAGCUCUCUCGGAGGGCAGUGCGCCGAAGACAAGGAAAGCAAGCUGAAAAACCGCCACUCCUUGGAAAUUUCCUCCGCGCUUAACAUGUUUAACAUCGCUCCGCACGGACCGGACAUCUCCAAAAUGGGCAGCAUCAACAAAAACAAGGUUCUGUCCAUGUUAAAAGAACCGCCAUUGCCAGAAAAGUGCGAGGACGGAAAAUCGGACUCAGUUUCCUACGAGAUGACGGCCCAUCCCUCCAUGAGAGUGAAAUCUAUACUACCUCUUACGCUGCAGCACUUGGUUGCAUUCUGGGAGGAUAUCUCCUUGGCGACUAUUAAAGCCGCGACGCAAAACAUGAUCUUCCCCAGUCCGGGGUCAAGCGCCAUCUUAAAGAAGAAGGAGAAUGAAAAAGACAGCAAAAAGGCCAAGAAGGACAAGAAGAAGCGGGAAAAGGCGGAGGUUCGGCCACGGGGAAAUCUGUUUGGAGAGAUGGCGCAGCUCGCCAUGGGCGGACCGGAGAAGGACACAAUUUGUGAGCUGUGUGGAGAAUCUCAUCCUUACCCUGUCACUUACCAUAUGAGACAGGCUCACCCUGGCUGCGGUCGCUACGCUGGAGGCCAAGGUUACAACAGCAUCGGUCACUUCUGCGGUGGCUGGGCUGGCAACUGCGGGGACGGAGGCAUUGGAGGCAGCACCUGGUAUCUAGUGUGUGAUCGCUGCCGGGAGAAAUACCUGAGAGAGAAGCAGACUGCGGCCAGGGAGAAGGUGAAGCAGUCCAGAAAGAAGCCACUCCAGGUGAAGACACCGAGAGCCCUACCUACCAUGGAAGCCCACCAGGUGAUCCGGGCAAACGCUUUGUUCCUGCUGUCACUCAGCAGCGCCGCUGAGCCCAGCAUGCUGUGCCACCAUCCUCCCCGGCCGCUGCAUUCUCAGCUUCUCCCAAGCCUCAAGGAGGGCGUCUCGGCCGAACUUCCCAAUAAAAUGAGCUGUCUCUACCUACAAACACUCGCCAGGCAACACACAGAGAAUUUUGGAAGCUACCAAGACGACAAUCUCUUCCAAGAUGAGAUGAGGUACUUGCGGUCCACAUCGGUUCCUGCGCCCUACAUUUCCGUCACCCCCGACGCCUGCCCUAAUGUUUUUGAAGAACCGGAGAGCAACAUGAAGUCAAUGCCACCGAGUCUUGAGACCAGCCCCAUUACAGACAGCGACACAGCCAAGCGCACCGUAUUUCAGAGAUCUUACUCCGUUGUGGCCUCAGAGUACGACAAGCAACACUCGCCAUCUCCUGCUAGGGUCAAAGCCGUGCCCAGACGCAGAGUACACAGCGGCGAUGCCGAGGUGGGAUCCUCGCUGUUGCGCCACCCGUCUCCCGAGCUGUCCAGGUUGAUCACUGCCCACGGCUCCCUCAGCAAAGGGGAGAGGAACUUCCAGUGGCCCGUGUUGGCGUUUGUCAUCCAGCAUCACGAUUUGGAAGGCCUUGAAGUAGCCAUGCGGCAUGCACUGAGGAAGUCGGCGUGCAGGGUGUUUGCAAUGGAGGCGUUCAACUGGCUCCUGUGCAACGUGAUCCAGACAACCUCACUGCAUGACAUUCUGUGGCAUUUUGUAGCAUCGCUCACCCCGUCUCCCUUUGAACCCGAGGACGAGGAAGAAGACGAAAACAAGGGCAACAAGGAAAACCUCGAACAGGAUCGAGACCUAGGUGUUUGUGAGCACCCUCUGUCCGACAUCGUUAUCGCAGGGGAGGCGGCUCACCCGCUGCCUCAUACCUUCCACCGCCUCCUGCAGACCAUCUCAGACCUCAUGAUGUCACUUCCUAGUGGAAGCUCACUUCAACAAAUGGCGCUAAGAUGCUGGAGUCUGAAAUUCAAGCAAUCCGACCACCAGUUCUUGCAUCAGAGCAACGUAUUCCACCACAUCAACAACAUACUCUCCAAGUCUGACGACGGCGACAGCGAAGAAAGCUUCAACAUCAGCGUUCAGUCGGGCUACGAAGCCAUUAGCCAGGAUCUCUGCCUAGUGACCUGCCUGAAGGACCUGACCAGCGUGGUGGACAUCAAGACGUCCAGUCGUCCCGCCAUGAUCGGCAGCCUGACGGACGGCUCCACCGAGACCUUCUGGGAGUCCGGAGACGAAGACAAGAACAAAACAAAGAGCGUCACCAUCAGCUGCGUAAAAGGCAUCAAUGCCUCCAAUGUUUCUGUUCACGUGGACAACUCGAGAGACCUCGGGAAUAAAGUGACCUCAGUGACGUUCCUGUGUGGAAAGGCUAUAGAAGACCUUUGCAGGAUCAAGCAGGUCGACCUGGAUUCACGUCACAUGGGCUGGGUGACAAGUGAACUCCCCGGGGGUGAUCAUCAUGUCAUCAAGGUGGAGCUGAAAGGGCCUGAGAAUACCCUGAGGGUGCGUCAGGUGAAGGUCCUCGGCUGGAAGGAGGGGGACAGCAUAAAGAUCGCCGGGCAGAUCUCUGCCAGCAUGGCGCAGCAGAAGAACUGCGAGGGAGAAACGUUGCGCGUCUUUCGACUCAUCACUUCACAGGUGUUUGGGAAGCUUAUCUGUGGAGAUGCAGAGCCAACCCCCGAGCAGGAGGAGAAAAAUCUGCUUUCGUCUCCAGAAGGAGAGGAAAAGGUACCAUCAGACGCGGACCUCAAAGAGCACAUGGUCGGAAUCAUUUUCAGCAGGAGCAAACUGACCAACCUACAGAAACAGGUGUGCGCACACAUCGUCCAGGCCAUCCGCAUGGAGGCGACGCGCGUGAGAGAGGAGUGGGAACACGCCAUCUCCAGCAAGGAGAACGCAAAUUCCCAGCCCAGCGACGACGACGCCUCGUCGGACGCCUACUGCUUCGAGCUACUGUCCAUGGUGUUGGCGCUGAGCGGCUCCAAUGUGGGGCGUCAGUACCUCGCGCAACAGCUGACGCUGAUGCAGGACCUUUUCUCGCUGCUGCACACGGCUUCACCACGAGUGCAGAGACAGGUGACAUCAUUGCUCCGACGAGUCUUACCGGAGGUGACGCCGGUGCGACUUGCCAGCAUCAUUGGAGUGAAGUCCCUGCCGCCGGCGGACAUCAGCGACAUUAUCCACUCCACGGAGAAGGGCGACUGGAACAAGCUGGGCAUCCUAGACAUGUUCUUGGGCUGCAUUGCCAAAGCUCUCACUGUGCAACUGAAGGCCAAAGGGACUACUAUUGCUGGCACCGCCGGCAUGGCCGCCGGCAAAGGGGUGACUACUGUCACUCUGCCAAUGAUCUUUAAUUCCAGCUACAUCCGAAGAGGAGAGAGCCACUGGUGGAUGAAAGGCUCCACUCCGCCUCAGAUUGCAGAGAUCAUCAUCAAAUUGGUCAAAGACAUGGCAGGCGGUCACCUUUCAGACGCGUGGUCACGAGUCACCAAAAAUGCAAUCGCUGAGACUAUCAUAGCGCUCACCAAAAUGGAGGAGGAGCAUCGGUCGCCUGUGCGCUGCAUCGCAACCACUAGACUGUGGCUAGCGCUAGCUUCCCUGUGUGUGCUGGACCAAGACCAUGUGGACCGACUGUCUUCUGGUCGGUGGAUGGGCAAAGACGGACAACAGAAGCAGAUGCCAAUGUGCGACAACCACGAUGACGGCGAGACGGCGGCCAUCAUCCUUUGCAACAUGUGUGGCAACCUUUGCACCGACUGCGACCGCUUCCUCCACCUGCACCGACGCACGCGCUCUCACCAGAGACAGGUGUUUAAGGAGGAAGAAGAGGCCAUCAAGGUGGACCUCCACGAAGGUUGCGGUCGGACCAAGCUCUUCUGGCUGAUGGCUCUGGCUGACUCCAAAACAAUGAAGGCCAUGGUGGAGUUCAGAGAACACACAGGCAAGCCUGCAUCGAGCAGCUCGGAUGCGUGCAGGUUCUGCGGAACGAGGAAUGGAACCGAGCUGUCGGCGGUUGGAAGUGUCUGUUCUGACCCUGACUGUCAGGAAUAUUCCAAGCUGGCGUGCAGUAAGACGCACCCCUGCGGGCACCCGUGCGGUGGGGUCAAGAACGAGGAGUCUUGCCUUCCAUGCUUGCACGGCUGCGAUAAGAACACAGGCUGCUUAAAGCAAGACGCCGACGACAUGUGCAUGAUUUGUUUCACCGAGGCGCUCUCUGCUGCCCCUGCUGUACAGCUGGACUGCACUCACGUAUUCCACCUCCAAUGCACCCGGCGUGUUCUGGAAAACCGCUGGCUUGGUCCCCGCAUUACUUUUGGCUUCAUGUUGUGUCCAAUUUGCAAGAACAAGAUCAACCACUCCGUGAUCAAGGAUCUGCUGGAUCCUAUCAAGGAGCUUUACGAGGACGUGAGACGAAAAGCCUUGAUGAGGCUGGAGUACGAGGGUCUGCACAAGAGCGAGGCCAUAACCACGCCAGGCGCGCGCUUCCACAACGACCCGGCGGGCUUUGCCAUGAACAGAUACGCCUACUAUGUUUGCUACAAGUGCAAGAAGGCCUAUUUCGGGGGAGAGGCCCGUUGCGACGCAGAGGCAGGCCAAGGUGAUGACUAUGACCCCAGUGAGCUGAUUUGCGGCGCCUGCUCUGAUGUUUCCAGGGCUCAGAUGUGCUCCAAGCACGGCACGGACUUCCUGGAGUACAAAUGUCGCUACUGCUGCUCGGUGGCAGUCUUCUUUUGCUUCGGCACCACGCACUUCUGCAACGCCUGCCACGACGACUUCCAGAGGAUGACCAGCGUCCCCAAGGAGGAGUUGCCGCAUUGCCCCGCAGGUCCCAAAGGCAAGCAGCUGGAGGGCACCGAAUGUCCGCUGCACGUGGUCCACCCGCCAACGGGCGAGGAGUUUGCUUUAGGCUGCGGCGUAUGCAGGAACGCGCACACCUUCUAA
Nerophis lumbriciformis (worm pipefish) is the source of this 13722-nucleotide messenger RNA. Lineage: Eukaryota; Metazoa; Chordata; Actinopteri; Syngnathiformes; Syngnathidae. The record is from RefSeq and is a predicted model, not a curated record.